Messenger RNA from Syzygium oleosum, 3276 nucleotides. Its product is annotated as mechanosensitive ion channel protein 6-like. Lineage: Eukaryota; Viridiplantae; Streptophyta; Magnoliopsida; Myrtales; Myrtaceae. Gene Ontology annotation, biological process: monoatomic anion transport; transmembrane transport. Gene Ontology annotation, molecular function: mechanosensitive monoatomic ion channel activity. Gene Ontology annotation, cellular component: plasma membrane. The coding region runs from base 280 to 3045 and encodes 921 amino acids. The record is from RefSeq and is a predicted model, not a curated record. The transcript has 5 exons.
UACAUCUUCUUCUUCCUUCCUUCUUUUCGCACUUCUUCUACGUCGCCACUUGUCCCUUCUGCAGCAGAGAGCUACGAUCUCUCUCUCUCUCUCUCUCUCUCUACACGAGACAUCACUGACCUUUGAACGCGACUGACGGGAAAAGCCCAUUUCUUCAGCAAUUUUCUCUCUCAACGCAACACGUCCAAGAACUCCUUCUCGAUCCAACAAUCACAGGGAUCAUCGCCAUUUCUGGGGAAAGAUAAAGAUAGCUCCGGGAAAUAAGAUUGCAUUCUCGACAUGGAGUCCUUCAAGAAGUCGUUCAAAUCCCACGGUUCCUACAAGCACGCGAGGAGGCUCUCCGCCGGGGGGACCCCCAACUCCUCCACCAGCCACGAGGAGCUCCCCAUCCUCUCCGAUCUCCCCCUCGAUGACGGCGGCGGCGAUGAUGUGGACCGCCAUCACUGUCGGCAGGCACCCGAUCGCCCUGACCGGAGCGACGUCGUCCUCAAGAUCGUCGACAGUGUUGACAACAACUGCAUGAUGUCGAGGGAAGCCAGCGUUAUUUCGUGGAGGGACGGGAUGUCGGAGGGGGACAAUGUCGCGAGGAGCGGCGGCAGUGAUGAUCCGGUACAUCGAGGGAAAGAGAUGGACGAUCCGCCGUCGAAGCUGAUCAAGCAGUUCUUGACGAAGCAGGGCGCCUAUGGUGGUGAGGUCUCUCUGGACAUGGACUUGGAGAUGGACGAGUUGCGCCAGGAAGCCCGAAACGAUAAUUACAGCAACAAGCACAUGCCUCUGGUUUCCGAAUCGCCCGCCAACCCGACCCGGUCCAGAGACCUCAAGGUGUCCUUCGACCAACACUCGGGGAGCCUGGCCGAUCCCCAGCCUGAGACACCCAGGAUGGGCCAACAUGGGGAUAAGAGCUCGCAAAGCAGCAGGGACGACGACGAGGAUUGCCAUGAGGUCUUGAAAUGCUCGUCGAACGUGUCGUUCCAGCGGAGGCAGAGCCUUCUGCGGAUGAAGACCCGGUCCCGCCUGAUGGACCCUCCUGAGGAGCCUGAGCGAAGGUCGGGCCAGAUACCCAAGUCAGGCCAGUUCCGAUCCGGGCUUCUGAGCUUGCUCGGGGAUGACGAGGACGAUGACCUGCUGUCGGAUGAGGACUUGCCGGAGGAGUACAAGAGGGCCAAUUUCAGUGCAAUCACUCUGCUGCAAUGGGUGAGUCUGAUUCUGAUCAUUGCUGUUUUCGUCGUCACUCUCGCGAUCCCGGCGUUGAAGAAAAAGAGCCUGUGGAAGCUCAGCCUAUGGAAAUGGGAGCUCAUGAUCUUGGUCUUAAUUUGUGGUAGAUUAGUCUCAGGUUGGGGAAUCAAGAUUAUUGUGUUCUUCAUCGAGAGGAAUUUUUUCUUGCGAAAGCGGGUUCUGUAUUUCGUGUAUGGCGUUCGGAAGGCGGUCCAGAAUUGCUUGUGGUUGGGGCUAGUCCUGAUUGCUUGGAACUCGCUGUUUGACAAGAAAGUCGACAGAGAGACGAGCGGCCACAGCCUGCGGCACGUGACCAAGGUCCUGGUGUGUCUCUUGGUGGCUACUCUGCUGUGGCUCGUCAAGACCCUGAUCAUCAAGGUGCUCGCCUCGUCGUUCCACGUGAGCACAUACUUCGAUAGGAUCCAGGAGUCGCUGUUCAAUCAGUACGUGAUUGAGACGCUGUCUGGCCUGCCCCUGGUUGAGAUACAGAGGGGGGAGGAUGAGGAGGAGAAGAUUGCAGAUGAGCUCCGGACUCUGCAAAAUGCAGGGGCCAAUGUGCCCUCUGAGCUCCGGGCAGCCGCAUUCUCUACGUUGAGGAGUGGGAGAGUGGUUGGGAACGGCGGGCUCCAGAGGAGUUCGCAGCUCCACAUGAAGAGCAUGAAGUUCUCUCGGGUUCUCUCGGGGAAGGGCGAUGAGGGGUUCUCGAUAGAUCACUUGCACAAACUCAAUCAUAAGAACGUGUCGGCCUGGAACAUGAAGAAGUUGAUGAAAAUCGUCCGGCACGGGGUCCUCUCUACUUUGGAUGAGCAGGUGGUUGAUACUGCCUACGAGGAUGAAUCAACCAACUUGAUAAGGAGCGAACACGAGGCUAAAGCUGCCGCAAGGAAGAUCUUCCAGAAUGUCGCAAAACCUGGCGCCAAAUAUAUAACCUUGGAAGAUCUUCUGCGCUUCAUGAAAGAAGAUGAAGCCUGGAAGGUGAUUGAUCAGUUUGAAGCAGCUGCCGAGAGAAAGAGGAUCAGCAAAUCGAGCCUCAAGAACUGGCUGGUCAAUGUUUUCAGAGAGAGGAGAGCCCUUGCCUUGACCCUGAACGACACGAAGACGGCCGUCAAUAAACUGCAUCAUGUGGCCAAUGUGAUCGUCGCCGUCGUCAUUGUGGUAUUCUGGCUUCUCAUACUCGGGAUCGCCACGAGCAAGUUCUUGCUCUUCCUCAGUUCUCAACUUGUCCUUGUGGCGUUUAUAUUCGGGAAUACCUGUAAGACUGUAUUCGAGGCCAUCAUCUUCUUAUUCGUCAUGCAUCCAUUCGAUGUUGGUGACAGAUGCGAGGUUGAAGGGAUUCAGAUGGUCGUGGAGGAGAUGAACAUCUUAACAACUGUCUUCUUGAGAUAUGAUAAUCAGAAGAUCAUGUAUCCAAACAGCACUCUUUCCACAAAGUCCAUUGGCAACUACUAUCGGAGCCCGGACAUGGGUGACGGGGUCGAGUUCUGCAUCCAUAUAUCGACUCCGGCGGAAAAAAUCGCUCUUAUGAAACAAAAGAUAACCAGCUACAUCAACUGCAAGAAAGAACACUGGUGUUCAUCUCCAAUGAUCAUAAUGAAGGACUUGGAGGAGCUCAACCGAGUGAGGAUGGCGGUUUGGAUCUGCCACAAGAUAAACCACCAGGACAUGGGAGAGAAGUGGGCAAGAAGGUCCCUUCUGGUGGAGGAGAUGGUCAAGAUCUUCCGAGAGCUCGAUCUCCAGUACCGCCUGCUGCCCCUCGACAUCAAUGUCCGCGCGAUGCCAUUCGUGAGCUCUACCCGUCUCCCCCCGGCUUGGACAGAAAAUGGGAGCUAAAACGCGACCGAAGCAGGAAAACCCCGAGAUUUUGCAGACCGAAUUUUUUGUUCUUUCAAAAUUUUGUCCCUGGUAACUCGUGAACCCCUCAGCAGAAACAGGAAUAACGGAGUAUAAUCUUGGCGCGCCCAAGCAACAAUACUGCUGCUUGAUAGUGAGUUUGUAGAUACUUUUCUCUCGCGACUACUAUGUCGCGACAAUCACCAAUAAAAGAAAGCACGGCUGCUGAAA